This is a messenger RNA of Oncorhynchus tshawytscha (Chinook salmon), 1900 nucleotides long. Its product is annotated as caveolin-1. The record is from RefSeq and is a predicted model, not a curated record. Lineage: Eukaryota; Metazoa; Chordata; Actinopteri; Salmoniformes; Salmonidae. The transcript has 3 exons. Gene Ontology annotation, biological process: negative regulation of endothelial cell proliferation; negative regulation of protein tyrosine kinase activity; caveola assembly. Gene Ontology annotation, cellular component: Golgi apparatus; caveola; perinuclear region of cytoplasm. Bases 108 to 656 code for a protein of 182 amino acids. Gene Ontology annotation, molecular function: protein kinase binding; transmembrane transporter binding; molecular adaptor activity.
CACCAUAUUCCACACGCCUCCUGUUAAUGCUUUACUUCCUCUGUUAAACUGAUAUUGUCUCGCUUCAACCACACACUGGACUGUUCGCACUUCAGGCGCGGGACAGCAUGACUGGUGGACUCAAGGACGGUGAAACUGACGAGGGAUUUCUGCACUCGCAGUUCAUCAGGAAACAAGGAAACAUAUACAAACCAAAUAACAAAGAGAUGGAUAACGACAGUAUGAGCGGGAUGAAGACGAUGCAGGACGUCCACACGAAAGAGAUCGACCUGGUGAACCGGGACCCCAAAUACUUAAACGACGACGUUGUCAAGGUGGAGUUCGAGGAUGUGAUCGCGGAGCCUCCAGGGACAUACAGCUUCGACGGCGUGUGGAAGGCCAGCUUCACCACCUUCACGGUGACCAAGUACUGGUGCUACCGUCUCCUUACCGCCCUGGUGGGAAUCCCGCUGGCGCUGGUCUGGGGCAUCUUCUUCGCCAUCCUGUCCUUCAUCCACAUCUGGGCGGUGGUGCCGUGCAUCAAGAGCUAUCUGAUCGAGAUCCACUGUGUCAGCCGUGUUUACUCCAUCUGCAUCCACACCUUCUGCGAUCCUCUGUUUGAAGCCAUGGGCAAGUGCUUCAGCAGCGUCCGCAUCAGCACCACCAAGGGGGUGUAGGAAAAGAGGAGGAAGAAGAGGAAAAUGAAUGGAGGAUGUGGGGAGGAUGGUGGGAAUGAGGUGAGGGCUGGAAACCAUAACAGAUUUUAAAGGGAGAGAAGACACCUGAAGAAACUGAAAGAAAAGAGAGGGAGCAACUUUUUUUGAUCAAAGAAGAGGGUGAGACAUUUCUAGAGCUGUGGGCGGGAUGUUGGCGGUGACGGGGCGGAGACACAGGGAGUACCUUGCCCCACCUCUCUUUCUCCGUCUCCCUCGACGACUAUCGUUUCUCUCUCCAGUGCUGGUUUAACCAACAGGGGCACAUGAUUAUGUCAAGUCAUUCCUUGAGGUCUUUGUUUAUAUUUUUAAUUUAGUUUUUGUUAGUGUUGUUUAUCAUUGCAGGAGUACCACCACGCUAGCCACCCCACCCCCCACUCCAUUAUUCCUAACAUUAUUCCGAAAUGUUGUGUGAUCCUCUCUCUGAUUACAGCUUGUUGAAUGAAGGGUAUGAUUGGUUGAAUUAUUGAGUGUAGCCUAGUGGAUAGAGCAUUGGACUAGUAACCAAAAGUAACCGAAAGAUUGCAAGUUCAAAUCCCCGAGCUGACAAGGUACAAAAUCUGUCGUUCUGCCCUUGAACAGGCAGUUAACCCACUGUUCCUAGGCCGUCAUUGAAAAUAAGAAUUUGUUCUUAACUGACUUGCCUAGUAAAAUAAAGGUAAAAAAUUUAAAAAAUUGAUUGAUUAGUUAGUUAAUUGAUUGAUAGGCUCAUAUGAUGGAUUUUGGUGUCCUCUCUGCUGGGUUUGUGUUCCUAUUUUUGGGAGGGUAAUGCUUUGGGUGCAGGGGAAGGGAUAUCUCUGUGCCUGUCCCAUUGCGUUGUUUGGAGAGAGUUGACAAAUCCCACCUAACACAGCACAAAAUCCGAGAGCCAAACCCCUCUCAACACCCCUCUCUCAGUCCCACUACCCACCCCCCACCCCCACCCCACCUGACCCCCUCACACACCCUCCACCCCGCUAUGCCUGCCUUGACUCCGAGUCUGAAACACUGAACCUGCCCUUGUUUCUGCAUGCACCACCACCUCAGCAAAGCCACCGAGCCAACCAACACGCCGCUGUCAGUCUGCAUGUCCUGACAGACAGACAGGCAGGCAGACACACGGGUAUAAGACAACCACCUGAUGACAUCAUAAUCACUCUCUCCAUCAACACUGUUUUGUUCCAGCUCCAAUCCAAGCAAGAGAGAUGAAAUUCUAUGACAACAACCAA